Thamnophis sirtalis is the source of this 1836-nucleotide messenger RNA. NCBI's taxonomy places the organism in Eukaryota, Metazoa, Chordata, Lepidosauria, Squamata, Natricidae. The record is from RefSeq and is a predicted model, not a curated record.
GAUGUGAUUUCAGGUGAAAGACACCAGGGAGGACAAUUGCUGGAAGAACCAAAACUGCUGCAUUUCAAAGGGAAUACCUUCAGCCUUCAGAUUUCUGUUCUUGAUAUUCCCCCUUUUCUCUGGAGAAUUAAACCAUUCACAGCAUGUCAGGAAGUUCCUUUUUCUCGUGUGUGGUGCAACAACAAGCAACCACUUCACUGUGCCUUUUCCCUGGAGCGCUACACUCCUGCCACCACACAACUCUCAUGCAAAAUAUGUGUCAGACAAGUCAAAGGCCAUGAACAGAUCCUACAGAUUCAGACAUCGAUUCUAGAGAAUGAAAGAGAAACUAUCACUUUUUUUUCACAUGAUGACAUCAACUUUCCUGUUCAGAUGGGCCCACAAGCCUUUAAGAUACCUUACUCUAUCAGGCAAAGAAUAUGUGCAACUUUUGACACGCCCAGUGCCAAAGGCAAAGACUGGCAGAUGUUAGCACAAAAAAAUAGUAUCAACAGGAAUUUGUCUUAUUUUGCUACACGUCACAGCCCCUCUGCGGUCAUUUUGGACUUAUGGGAAGCCAGACACCAGCACGAUGGUGACUUAGACUCUCUAGCCUGUGCUCUGGAAGAAAUAGGAAGGACACAAUCCCAAAUUUCUAACCUUACAGAAACUCAAAUGGAGGAAUCCAACUUCAUCUACAGCAGACAAAAUGGACUUUAACCGUCACUUUUCUUUCAGAGAAUCAAGAGUGAGUUUGAACUGAAAUGGAGUCCCUGUUAGCAGGGAAGAAGCCACAUCAUGCAUUUGCACCACCACCCAACUUUCACUCAGUGGGUCACUUCCUCCUUCUGUCCUCAAGCCAGGUCCCCUUUGGAGGAACAGAAGAAGCUGGUAAACCACGACUAUUACACAGAGACUUUUCUAUGCUGGAUAAAAAGGGAAAAAAAACACCCCUCCUCCUCCACCCACACACUUGCAUGUACACAAAUUCUAUGCUUGUGUGCUAACAAUCCUUCAGACACAAAGUGUGUAUGAAUACACAGCGCUUCAACUAAGAAAAGAAAAUAUGAAAAUUAUUGCAGAUGCUUGGAAUUGUCUUUGUGUAAAUGUGUGUGGAGUAAGGGAGGUGUUUGAGUUGCUUGUUUUUUUCUUUGUUUGAUCAACUUAUAGGUUAGUUUGUAACUUGAAAAUAGGCAGCAUGAUGUCCCUUUGAUGAAUAUGACCAUACUGGGGGCAUAGGCAAGGAUUUGAGGUCACUGCUGGUAUCAAUGGUAGAGAAUGCACAGAAAUAUACUGCUACAUUUUGGAGUUAUUUUGGGGGCUUAGAGCUAAAGCAAAAUGUUUCCUGCAAUAUAUUUUUUAAGCAAAUUUCUGAAGGUUUUUUCUCUUUUUUAUCCAUUUGAUUAAAAAUACUAGUUGCAUAGUUUUCUUUAGAAAUGUUGUCCAUUUUUAGAGAAUAAAGGUUAUGAAUGUAGACAAUUUUUUUUAAAAAAUCUUUUUUCUCCUUUCCUGACUUGAGAAAAACUGGGACAUGGUCUCUCUUUACUAUAUAUAUAUAUAGUAUAUAUAUAAUUGAGGAAUUCAAGAGGUUGCGUGAACAGAAUUCUUAAAAAAUGUUACUGGUGAUUCAGUUUUAUUUGUGCUUAUGUUAUGUGGAAAUCAGCAGUUUAAAUCUUUUCUUAUUUGGUGAAAAAGGCAUCUGAUGCUCUGUUUUAAUCUCAAAAUACGUGAGAAUUUAUUUCAAAUUUGUCUUGGUAUGCUUUUUAGAUGACUUUAUAAUAGGAAGGCUCUAUUGCAGUGGUGGGUUUCAAAAAUUGUUCGAACCUACUCUGUGGGUGUGGCCUCCUUUGUGGGAGU